UCAUCCAUACCCCUCAUGAAAGAUGCUAUCAGUGUCCCACACAUGGGGAAUCUCAGGUCAGAGCAGAACUAUAUAAAAGGCAAGAGCUUCUCAGAGCACCUCAGACCACUUCUUCCUGAGCAAUCUGUUCCAGUGCCUGAGCAGUUUUAUUCAGUCUCUUUGGAGAUGUCCUGCCAGCAAAGCCAGCAACAGUGCCCACCUCCUCCUCCCAAGUGCAAAACCCCUAAGUGUCCCCCUGUUUCUUCCUGUUGUGGCUCCAGUUCUGGGGGCUGCUGCAGCUCUGGGGGUGGCAGCUGCUGCCUGAGUCACCACAAGCCCCGAUUCUCUCUCCGUCGCCGACGUCACAGCUCUGGAUGCUGUAGCAGUGGUGGCAGCGGUGGCAGCAGCUGCUGUGGCAGCAGCGGUGGCAGCAGCUGCUGUGGAAGCAGUUGCUGUGGAAGCAGCGGCGGCAGCAGUUGCUGUGGAAGCAGCGGCAGCAGCAGUUGCUGUGGAAGCAGCGGCGGCAGCAGCGGCGGCGGCGGCAGCUGCUGUGGAAGCAGCGGUGGCAGCAGUUGCUGUGGAAGCAGCGGUGGCAGCAGCAGCAGCAGCGGCGGCGGUGGUGGCAGCAGUUGCUGUGGAAGCAGCAGUGGUGGUGGCGGCGGCGGCGGCGGCGGCGGCGGCAGCAGCAGCAGUAGCAGCAGCCAGCAGCAGUCUAGGGGCUCUAGCUGUUGCUCUGGAGGUUGUUGCUGACCUGGGAAAGAGGAUCCCAAAGAGCAGCGCUGACCCAAGACCUACCAGCCAGAGUGUCUCCUCUUCUCUGGCUAUUCUGCAGACAUACUUCUAUAACUCUCUCUAUGCCCCUUUUUCAUUCCCCACAAAGCUAGUCUACUGUGAGGUCUUGAGGUCUCACCUCUGAGAUUCAUUGGCUUUGCUUUUUUCUCUCAGACACAACAGUCUGGGGAUGAGAUGUUGAAAAUCAGCUCUGAAGCUCUUUUCUGGGUGACAAUAAAGCUUUGAUUCCCAAUG
Messenger RNA from Peromyscus leucopus (white-footed mouse), 1005 nucleotides. Its product is annotated as loricrin-like. The record is from RefSeq and is a predicted model, not a curated record. NCBI's taxonomy places the organism in Eukaryota, Metazoa, Chordata, Mammalia, Rodentia, Cricetidae. Gene Ontology annotation, biological process: epidermis development.